Didymella exigua CBS 183.55 is the source of this 1347-nucleotide messenger RNA. RefSeq names its product NADP-dependent leukotriene B4 12-hydroxydehydrogenase. The transcript has 2 exons. Bases 199 to 1242 code for a protein of 347 amino acids. Gene Ontology annotation, molecular function: oxidoreductase activity, acting on the CH-CH group of donors, NAD or NADP as acceptor. NCBI's taxonomy places the organism in Eukaryota, Fungi, Ascomycota, Dothideomycetes, Pleosporales, Didymellaceae. The record is from RefSeq and is a predicted model, not a curated record.
CGAGUAACGCAAUCUGCUCAUACGGCCGAAACUCUGAACGAGCCUUCAUAAGUCGCUGUUGCCCAUCGCAUGACCGUCUCAUUGACUUUUUCCCUCCUUCGUGCAAAACCCAGCCCGACUCCAGCUUGGCAUACGAGCCAGUUCCAGAGCAGUAGUACUCCAUCAAAACCACAUCCUCUCCAUCUUAGUUAGAUCAACAUGCCUUCCUACACAUCCGUUCACCUCAAGGAGAGGCCGACAGACGCCAUCAUUGCAGGCAAGACCUUCGAAUCGAAGCAGCAGAGCCUCCCCUCCGCCUCGUCUCUCAAAGAUGGCGAAGUCCUCUUCCAGACGCUCUACCUGAGUUUAGAUCCCGCCAUGCGCGGCUGGUUAAACCCCACACGAUCUUACAUUCCGCCCGUUAAGAUCGGCGCGGUCAUGCGCGGCAGCGGUAUCGGUCUAAUCGUCGCUUCCAAGAGCAAGAAGUUCCCUGUCGGCACAUAUGCAAGUGGUAUGUGCGGGUGGUCGGAGUACGCGGUGCUGCCAGAGAAGGAGGUUGAGCUUCUGGAUCUGCCGCAUGGUGCAGUGCCGACUGAUGCGCUGGGCUGCCUGGGUAUGACUGGUUUGACAGCGUACUUUGGUAUCACCGAGGUUGGCCAGGUCAAGGCUGGUGACUUCGUCGUUGUUUCUGGUGCUGCUGGCGCGACUGGUAGCGUUGUUGGGCAGAUCGCGAAGCUGAAGGGCGCGACGGUGCUUGGUCUUGCUGGUGAGGACAGCAAGGUCGCGUGGCUCAAGGAAGAGCUUGGCUUUGAUGAGGCGCUGAACUACAAGGAUCCUCAGUUCAAGGACAAGUUCAGGGCGGCGACCAAGGGCCUCAUCGAUGUUUACUUCGACAACGUCGGUGGAGAGAUUCUCGAUAUGGCCCUCGCCAGGGCGAAGCCGUUCGCUCGUUUUGUCAUGUGUGGUGCUAUCAGCGAGUACAACAAUAAGAAGGCUCAAGGUCCUUCGAAUUACCUCAUGAUCAUCUCAAUGCGCAUCCGUAUGCAAGGCUUUAUUGUGUUCGACUACGCUGACAAGUACGCUGCGGCGAGGAAAGAGCUCGCACAGUGGCUGUUAGAAGGCAAGCUGAAGAGGAAAGAGACGAUCAUCAAGGGCGGCAUUACAAAUGCGGAAAGCGCGCUUGUCGGGCUAUUCGAGGGCAAGAACUCAGGCAAAACGCUAGUGGAAGUUGCAAAGCCAGAGGACGCAAAGUCGAAGCUCUGAGGCUGAUAAAGCAGCAACAUGUACGAGUAUCGUGUGUAGCUAGCUUGCACAGCUCUCGAAGACAGUAUGAAAUGCGAUCCAGAAUCAAUACACCAUAUACGCAAU